AAACUUAGGCAAUGUGAGGAGCGACAUAAGAGAAAACUGAUGUGUUGGUUCAACAAUGGUGUGUUGGACCGUUGGUGGUGAUAGCUAACUGUGGAGGGGUAGUGAUGGUAGCGGUAGCGGUCUUAACUUAUUUCAAUUGCUCUUCUACCCAAAAAAAACAAACAGUUUUCAAAGAUCCAAACAAAGUUUCGGCCGGGUUACGGGUGCAGUGGUUCGGUUUAUGCCUUACGAAUUUAAAAACUGGGUUUCAUGAUUCGUUUUACGGUUUGGAACCGGCCAAGAUAUUAGAGGUUUUUUUUUUUUAAUCUAUAUACUUUUUGAUGUUCAUACUAGAAAAAAACUGCAUGCUGCCUAGUUUAAAUAUUGCAAUAUUUUUAAUAAUUAAUACUUUUAUCUAUAAAAUCAAAAGGCUAUAUAUUAUAGUACAUCUUUAUAUUAAUCCUUAGGUGUAGUAUCUUUAGUGGGUCCUCACUCCUUUCCUUGUGAGCUUAUGUGGGUUCCACCAAGUUUUCUUGUGGUUUAUUGGGCCCUCCACUUAACCAAAUUCCAGGGAAGCACAGAGAAUCUUAAAUCAAAGAACAAAUCAACACACAUAAAAUAUAACAUUAUUAUUUUCAAAAGGUCCCUACACUUUUUUCUGUCUCCAUUUUCCACCUCAUAUAUUAAAUUUUUCCAUUCAUAUUCCUAAAGUAUCCCCUUUUUCUGACUCCAACUUCCCAGUUCCCACCAAACUUCAUUCCACUUUUCCAUUUCUCUUUCUCAUUCAUCUGUAAAUAAUAAUCAAAUAUCAAUAGCAAAUUAGCAACAACAAUGGCUGCUAUGAUACAAAAAAACACAAAUAAAAUCACACUUAUGCUUAUCUAUGCUGUUCUUGAAUGGACACUCAUACUUCUUCUCCUUCUCAACUCACUCUUUUCUUUCUUGAUCAUCAAGUUUUCUCAGUUUUUUUCCUUGAAAACACCCUGCUUCUGGUGUUCGACCCUUCAUCGAUUCUUCGAACCCGAAAACGUCAACUUGCACCGAGAUCUUCUCUGUGAGUUUCAUUCCAAAGAGGUGUCCACUUUGGGCUUCUGUCCAAAUCAUAAAAAGUUAGCAGAGAUUAAGGAUUUAUGUGAUGAAUGCUUUUCAUGUCAUCUGGAUUUCCAAUCGAAUGCGAAACAGAAUGAUGAUGAACAUGAACAUGAACAGAAGUUGAAGUGUUCUUGUUGUGGGUUGAAGUUUAAUAAGCAUAAUGUAUUGGAGUCUUCCAGAAAGAGGGAUUUGGUUGAAAAACAGACAUGUUCAAAUGAUGAAAUCGGGUCAGCUUUGAUAGGAGAAAGUCCGAAAAUUCGGAUAAAUUGUUUCGAAAGUGAGACAUGUGUGAAUAAGUUUGACUCAAGGGGAGAUUCGACUUCGGAUUUUCUUCCACAGCAUCUUGAAUUCUUCUUUGAUUAUAGUGGUAAUCAGCUGGUCCCCAUAGAAUUGGUUGACUCAUCCACUGAGGAAAGUCAAAACAUUUCUGAAGCUGAUCAAGAUUUUGAAGAUUAUGAUAAAGAUCAUGUGAUUCAAGAACAUCAGACAUCAGGCCUUGAAUCCAUGGAGUUGGAAGAAACUGAGAAUUCUCUUGUUUUUCAUGCAAAAAUUAGUGAAUUUGUCGAAAAAUCCGUCUUUGUUGAAGAAACUCCAGCUUGUUUAGUUAAUACCGAAGAACUUCAAGAAAGUAUAGAGACAAAGAAAUUGGAUCCGAAAACUCAUUUGGUUGAUGAAGAAUUAGAGGUUUCAUGUGUUGAAGAACCUUCAGUUAUGAUUGAAAAUGGUCUUGAAAUGAAGAACUUGAGUGGAAUCGUUAGUGAGAUCGAAGAAGAGAAGAUACCCGAUACACCUGUUUCGGUUAAGAAGUUUUUUAUGUUUGGUCGGAAGGAAUCAAGGGGCGAAGAGUCGUUAGAUGGUAGUUUGAUGAGUGAAAUGGAAGGUGGAGAUCCGGUUAACACUACAGAGAAGCUAAAAUCGGCUUUGCGUGUUUUGAAAGCCGAAUUAGAGGAGGAGAGAAGCGCGUCGGCGGUUGCAGCCAGUGAGACGAUGGCGAUGAUCACUCGGCUUCAAGAAGAGAAAGCGGCAAUGCAAAUGGAGGCAUUACAGUAUCAAAGAAUGAUGGAAGAACAGUCGGAAUACGAUCAAGAAGCUUUACAACUCUUGAAUGAACUUAUGAUUAAGAAGGAAAAGGAAUUGGAAGUGUACAAGAAAAAGGUUGCGGAUUAUGAAGCGAAGGAGCGAAUGCAGUUUUCACAAGGUAGCUUGAAAAACGGGACAUGUUCGACUUCGGUUUCUUGUAGUCAUUCAGAGGAUGGGAAUGGAAUGGCGAUUGAAACGACCCACAAAUGGAAUGGGAAUGUCCCUGACAGUGGUGUUCUCGAGCUUGAUACAUCAUUAGCGGACUUUGAAGAAGAAAGGUUAACGAUUUUUGAACAAAUCAAGGCUCUAGAAGAGAAGCUUUUCGCUUUGAGUGAUGAAGAGGAUCAACACUUUGCAGACGUAAGACCUAUUGAAGAUCUCGUCGAGGAAAAUGGAUUCCAUUCCGAUGACAUGGUGACGAAGUCAAACGGAUUCCAUUCCAACGACACAGUGACAAAAUCAAACGGGUAUCAUUCCAACAAGUUGGAAAAUGAGAAAACGAGAAUGGACCUCAUGGAUGAAGUUGAUCAAGUUUAUGAAAGGUUACAAGCUUUGGAAGCCGAUAGAGAGUUUUUAAAACACUGUAUCGGAUCAUUGAAUAAAGGCGAGAAAGGGAUGGAACUUCUUCAAGAAAUCUUGCAACAUCUACGUGAUCUUCGAACAACAGAUUUUCAAGCAUAAAUAUCAUCAUUUUUUUAUAUAUAUAAAAAAAAUAACAUAAAGAUUUAAUUAAAGGUGUUUUCAUCAUUCAUUACAUCUCCUGACCUUUUGAGGAAAAAAGGGAGGAUGAGCAAGUGUUUUGUAGGUUGCAAAGUUGAAGAAAGAUGGAUCCAAUGAUAGAGAGGUCAUGGAAAUCAAGUUCUAGAUAUUUUGUUAUCAUUAUAGGAAUAGAGGGGAAGGGACCCUUUAUGCCUAAUACUUCAUGUCUCUUUGUAGGAUAUAAAGUUGGUGUUUUGAAUUAUGGUUGGAAUUAUGGGCAAAUAUAGUUAUGCUUUUUUGACAAUUUGGUCAUAAGUGGCAUACUCUUCAUUGUGAUUAA
Messenger RNA from Helianthus annuus (common sunflower), 3190 nucleotides. Its product is annotated as myosin-binding protein 2. The record is from RefSeq and is a predicted model, not a curated record. The transcript has 3 exons. Gene Ontology annotation, molecular function: myosin binding. The coding region runs from base 811 to 2832 and encodes 673 amino acids. Lineage: Eukaryota; Viridiplantae; Streptophyta; Magnoliopsida; Asterales; Asteraceae.